AGACGUUUUGUAAGACUUUUUGUAAGCAAACCACCGAACAGAAAAAUAGUUAAAAAUCUGCCCUUAUUGAUUUUCCCAUCUGCAAAUUCUGCAGCCAUCACAGAUGUGAAAUAGUUCUCAAUAUCUAGCAAACUGUUAGGGUGAAGAGAGUCCAUGUGGGGGCUUAGCUCGGCCUCCAUUUUAAGUAGCAAGGGGCCUAUCCCCACCGCUUCUGGUUUUCCACAGGCCUGCCGAAUACACCCCAUAGCAAGAGAAUAAACAUGCCGAUAUUCCAUCUUGCUGCCCGUUUAGGUUCUGAUUGGGGAGGAUAUGUCUGAGCAUGUCCCUGACUGGGUAUUUUGUAUAUAUUCAACAGCACUCACCAAAAAACAAAGAAAGAAAAACACCACCAAAGAAGAUGAGCAUAAGGGAUGAUGAAAUGAGCAAUCUUCUUGAUAUCUCUCAAGAUAUGGAAACUGUUGUUCAAGCCCCUCGGCCUGGGAGAGCCACUUUUUCGCUCUCAAAGAGUUCGGACCCAUAUCUCAUUCCAAAGGAUGAGGUUUUCACAUCACAGGCUGUUAGAAACAGAGUACCUGAUGGCAUAGGGCAGAGAAGUGAUGAUAACAUAGUGGACCUGACAAAUACCCAGGACGGGUUGCGGAAUCUGACUGAGAGUGCUCUAGAGGAAGAACCUGAACCAGCCCCCACACGUCUAAGCAGAUUGAAGAGAAAAGCAAAGAGUAAGGAUGUAGUAUCCCAUGAACAGCAUCAACCCGGACACAUGGCGCCCAGGGACUCCAACGUGGAGGUGCAGCCAGCCUACAAAAAACCCAGAAGGGCUAUCCUGGAACCUGAACAUGAACCGGGGCUCCGUGAUGUCCAAGAGCUGAACUUCCAAGAUAACGAGUUCUUGGCCAGCAUGGCACGUGUUACAGAACACAUAGAGACAUUGAUAAGGACUAGGGCUGUGGCUUUUGAACGCAAGGCCGAAGCUGAGCAACACAUUGAGCAAGCAAAACGCAUCAUACGUAAAGAAAUGGCCGUGAUUAGUGAUACUUCACAACAGCUACAAUGUCUAAAGACACGUGCAAACCCUGUGUGUGAUUUCGUAGACAGAAAUAAAAAAGAUCAACCAUACCCUGUCUGCAUACAGGUGGGGGGAGGGUCCGCAUCUAGCCACCAGCCAGGAGGGUAUAGGAAUGCUUCUGAUUCUUCAGACAAAUUUGAACCAUCCGAGGAGUCACCUAGUGGCCCCGGUCCUCAGAAUGCUUUUACUGAACAGUGUGAAACCCAGAAUGGGUCCUCUCUAAGUGAGGCUUCUGAUGUUGGCCCGAAUGCCACCCCCAAAGAGCGGGCUACCCACAGUGGAGCUUCUCGAGGAGGCUUGGCGUUCGAUGUUGGACCUGCAGCUGGUUCCCAACAGUUCUCUUCUGAAGAAGCAGCAGGCAUUUCUGAAGAAACCCCACCUGUGGAUCUUCAGUUUAUACAGCGUUAUAAUAGGAGCUAUGCACGCUUUAAUGGAACUGAAAUGUAUUACGAAUUCAAGUUUGUGAAUUUGGACAGAGUACACUCCUUUUGUGAUGCGCUAUCUGGGAUGCAUUCUGCUAUUCAAAGGGUUCUGGAUAAUAUAAACAACCAUAUAGAACCAGGGGACUUUGUACAGCUCAGAUUGCGAGCGCCAGGGAUUUCAAACCCCCUUUACUCAGCAAGGAGACAGGCAGGCCAUCUGAACGCUGAGGCAUUCCUAAGCGCUAUAUCUAACCUGCUUCAAAGUUAUGCACAAAUUUUAGCUGAUGGUGUAUUAACACUGGCUGUGAUUGUCAUCACACCCCCCACGAGGAGCCGGUCGCAGGCAUAUAAAAUCAAUACCCUAUAG
This is a messenger RNA of Hemicordylus capensis (graceful crag lizard), 1855 nucleotides long. RefSeq lists its product as uncharacterized. Lineage: Eukaryota; Metazoa; Chordata; Lepidosauria; Squamata; Cordylidae. Bases 320 to 1855 code for a protein of 511 amino acids. The record is from RefSeq and is a predicted model, not a curated record. The transcript has 7 exons.